UCAAAUGCGGACGUUUAUCUGGAUCAUGUUGUUACUGUCGAGUGGGGCUAUCAGCGCCGGUCUAGAAAAAGUACUACCAUUAACAGAACUCAUAGCUGAUAUUUAUCAUCAGUUUGAACGCGGUUGCAUAUUUCUGAUGACCUCUCGCGUUCAACAACAAGGUUUUGAAGCUAAGAUAUUGAUGCAGAAAAUUCGAAAGCACUUAUUAUACGAAUAUAUUCCUAUAAUGGAUACGGUAUUUAGAACUGGCGUCAGCAGAAGGUGUUCUACUCAGCGGUCUAUAUACGUCGUACUCAAAGGCGAUGCAGAAACAAGAAACUACAUACAUCAGUCAUUUUUGAAGACACACUCAUCCAGAGCCAUCUGGUUGCUGUUCCUGGACAAGAACUCUUCCCUGGAGGAGUUCUUCACCGACAUUAACAUCCCCUUCGACUGCGAGUUCCUGGUGGCUCAGCCAGAAGAUGACCACGCCGUUGGUCUGACCGAAGUGUACCGUGUUAGCCCCACACUUCCCCUGCAGACAUACCGUUUCGGCAACUGGACUCCUGCUCGCAGCCCAACCUGGCCUUCAACGAACUUUCUUCUUAGAAGAAGCAAUCUACAAGGAUGUGUCAUUCGGGCAACUUAUAAACACGAAUACUUGGUCGUCAACAUAGUUAAUAAUUCAGACGGAUCUGAGGUUGCUGAAGGAUAUUUUGGGCAGAUGUGGGCUACAAUGGCGGAGGAAAUAAACGCCAUCACCGUGUACCAUGAGACGGAAUCUUACGGCUCUAAAUCUGCAAACGGGUCAUGGAGCGGAAUGAUAGCGUUGGUGAAAAAUCGGGAGGCCGACAUCGGUAUUGGAGAUUUCAUAACAACUAGUGAACGAUCCAAUGUGGUGGACUUCAUAGACACAGUCGAAUUCUCAAGCACCAGAGUGUUCAUAAGGAUACCAAACAGCGCAGACAUGUCCUGGAACCUCUACCUCGCUCCUUUCAGCUACGGCCUGUGGCUGGCAGUGGCCAUUGCUUGCUGCGCCCUCAGCGUCUGCUUGGCGGUCACCAACAUCAGUUAUGACGGACAGAAGAGGAACCCGACCCUAUCUGUGGUGGCCAUAUUCUUUUACAUCCUCGGCUGUUUGUGCCAGCAAGGUCAGUUAGUAGUUAAAAUAACUACGAUGGAAUUUACAGUUCAUAAUAUUUCGUUCACAACUUCUAUUUUACUUUCACUUCUCAUUUAACUUCAUCUCUUCGGUUAUAACUCUCCUGCCUUUCUUUCUUUCCCCUAUUCUUCGUUUUAGCCUUUAUUCAUCCUCUGUCUCUGCCUGUUUGAAACAGUUUCAUAAAUUAUUAUCUUGUAACUCUCCAUUUUAACCGCACUCGGAGAGGAUUUCUUUUUGAGAAGUUGAUAGUAGUUCAGCUGACCAAGGAAUUGUAGUCCAUACCAGACACGGAACUCCCGUGAAAGGAACAGAAGUAACAUAUACGUGCCAACUACUUUAACAUUCUGAGAUUCGAAAUUUAACAGCAAAUCUGUAAUUUGCCCACAAUAUUUGAGGGGUUUCUUUUGCUGUUUUCAGAACAAACAGCUAACAUUCUCCUACACAACAUCAAUAAACUAGUCUUUAUAACAGAGACACGUUGUAUU
This is a messenger RNA of Zootermopsis nevadensis, 1626 nucleotides long. NCBI's taxonomy places the organism in Eukaryota, Metazoa, Arthropoda, Insecta, Blattodea, Termopsidae. The record is from RefSeq and is a predicted model, not a curated record.